UAAAGAGGCGCAUGCGCAUCUUUCUCAACGCGGUUGUCGGUUUAUUAAGCGUUCUCUGCAAGCGGACAAAUAUGGCUGAUAUUGUCCAAGAAACCGAAGAUAAACCCGAACAAAUCAUCAAAGCUGAGAACGAGGAGACAUCACAGGAUGGCACGAAUGGCGUGAAGAUAGAGGCUGAAGAUGAGAUUCUUGGUGAGGAUGCUCCUGCUGAAGAAGAGGGUCUUGGCGAUGAUGAGGUCCUUGGUGAUGAGGUCCUGGGCGAUGAUGAUACCCCUGUGGACGGUGAUGACCCUAUCGAUGACGCAGAAGCCCUUGCAGACAAUCCCGCUGACUCCGCCUCGGCUGACCCCCUGGCGGCUGCCCCCAAGUGCGACUCAAAGUCUGACCUCAAAGAGAAGACAUCGGGCGGGAGCCGCAGAGCAAACCGCUUCCACCCCUACAAAGAGAAGCACUCCUCCGGGGACAAGAAGGGCGGCAGUCACCGGAACCGCGUCUUCAUUAGCAAUAUCCCCUAUGAUAUGAAGUGGCAGGCUAUUAAAGAUCUGAUGAGAGAAAAAGUUGGUGAGGUUACAUACGUGGAGCUCUUUAAGGAUGCUGAAGGAAAGUCAAGGGGCUGUGGUGUUGUGGAGUUCAAAGAUGAGGAAUUUGUGAAGAAGGCCAUAGAAGUGAUGAACAAACAUGACCUGAACGGAAGACCCCUCAAUAUCAAAGAGGAUCCAGAUGGGGAGCAUGCUCGGCGCGUGCUACAGCGAACCGGAGGGAUGUACCCUGGAGGAGGGGGUGGGGGUGGGAGGGGGCAGGAAGGAGGACCGGGCGGUGUUGGUGUGCCCCCUUCCAUCGCUAACAACCCCAAUGUCCCCCCUGAGGUCAUCAGCUCUCUUCGGGCCGGACGCCUGGGAACCACCGUGUUUGUUGCCAAUCUGGACUUCAAGGUGGGCUGGAAGAAGCUGAAGGAGGUGUUUGGGAUGGCAGGCACGGUGAAGAGGGCUGACGUGAAGGAAGAUAAGGAUGGGAAGAGCAGGGGGAUGGGAACCGUUACCUUUGAGCAGGCCCUGGAAGCUGUACAGGCCAUCUCCAUGUUCAAUGGUCAGAUGCUGUUUGACAGACAGAUGCACGUGAAGAUGGAUGACAAAUCCAUGCCUGCGGAUGACUUCCGCCCGGUGGAGAAAGCUCCUCAGUUGCCACGCGGUCUGGGGGGUAUUGGCAUGGGCCUGGGACCAGGAGGACAACCUAUCAAUGCCAACAGACUCAGUGGGGGAGCAAUGGGCAACAUGGGCCCUGCAGGAAUGGAUGGACCCGGAUAUGGAGGGAUGAACAGGCUAGGAGGAGGAGGGUUCGGGGGCAUGGACAGCAUGGGAGGUUUUGGUGCCAGAGAAAUGGGACGGAUGGGAGAAAUGGCCUACCGGUCAGGUGGUGGGAUGGGAGGGGCAAUGGAAAGGGACUUUGGUCGCAGUGAUAUGUCCAUGAGCAGAGGCUUUGGAGGAAUGGGAGGUAUGGGAGGAGGUGGUGGUUAUGGAGGAGGCAUGAGCUCUUCUGGCAUGGGGCCCAUUGGGGGAGGAUUAGGUGGUGGUAUGGGCAGCCUGUCCAUGGAUCGUAUGGGCUCUGGGUAUGACCGUAUGGGUGGGGGCAUGGAGAUGAGCAGAGGUUUCGGAGGGUACGGAGGAGGCGGCUCGGGAGGAUCCAUGUCUGACCGAGGGUCUGGAGCCAAAGGAGGAUGUCAGAUCUUUGUCCGAAAUCUGUCGUAUGACCUGACCUGGCAGAAACUGAAGGAGAAGUUCAGUGUCUGUGGCCAAGUGAUGUUUGCAGAGAUUAAAAUGGAGGGAGGAAAGUCAAAGGGUUGUGGUACGGUCAGAUUUGACUCCCCAGAGAGUGCUAACAAAGCCUGUAGGAUGAUGAACGGAACCAAGAUCAAUGGUCGCGAGGUCGACGUCCGCAUUGACCGCAAUGCCUAGUGCCACACAAACGGACAACACAACUGCUCGCUCCAUCACCAACCGCUUUUGUUUUGUUUUAAAAACACAUUUUUCACAUCUCCCCGUUUCUAAAACUACUGGAUGUGUAUAAGUCUGUUCAUUAGUUUGUUUAUACCGUGAAUUUGUUUUUCUUUUAAUCUUUUUUUGUAAGCCCUUUUAAUUGUGGGUCAUCAGUUUAUUUGAAUGAAUAAACUUUUUAAUUUUUAAA
Messenger RNA from Esox lucius (northern pike), 2181 nucleotides. It is a transcript of the gene myef2, whose product is annotated as myelin expression factor 2. The record is from RefSeq and is a predicted model, not a curated record. The transcript has 17 exons. Lineage: Eukaryota; Metazoa; Chordata; Actinopteri; Esociformes; Esocidae. Gene Ontology annotation, cellular component: cytoplasm; post-mRNA release spliceosomal complex; nucleus. Bases 12 to 1952 code for a protein of 646 amino acids. Gene Ontology annotation, molecular function: mRNA binding. Gene Ontology annotation, biological process: regulation of mRNA stability involved in response to oxidative stress.